AUGAGCCGCAGCCCUGAGAGGAUCUCAUCCUACCGCCGUCACUUCGAGGACAGCAGCAGCUCGUCCUACCAGGUCAGGGUGUCCAGCCCAUCCCCCACCAGGAGAGAUGCCCGUCAUGCUUCUGCUGGCUACCCCUGCAGAGCCGGGGCCGGCACCAUGCGUGUGGAUGCAAUGGGACGAAGGACUGCCUCAGCUGCACGCAAGACUCGCAUGGUUGGAGCAGGUGUGGGUGUAGGAGCCUUGGUCUGUGUUGGGCCAAAUGGAGAACCCGCUGUAGAUCUGGAUGUGGCUGCAGCUGAAAACCAACAAUUCCUCAGCACCCGCACCACUGAAAGACAGGAGAUGAUCAUCCUCAAUGACAGACUGGCUGUAUACAUUAACAAGGUUCGAUCACUUGAGCAGCAGAACAAGCUGUUGGAAGCAGAGAUCCAGGCCUACCAGAACCGCUUUGAGAGUCCAACCGGUCUGCGCCUCCUGUAUGAGGAACAGCUGAGAGAGCUGAAAAAGAUUGCUGACCAGAUGAGAGUUCAGCGGGACAUUUCCUUGGCGGCUAAGGACUCCACAGCUGCUCAACUAGAGGCAAUCAAAAUCAAAUAUGAGGAGGCAGUGGAGCUGAGGAAGAAAGCUGAGUUAGAAAUCGAAGCCUUCCGUCCAGAUGUUGACAAAGCCACCUCCUCGCGCAUUGCUUUGGAGAAGAAGCUGGAGCAGCUGGAAGUUGAAAUUGAAUUCCUGAAACGGGUCCAUCAGCAGGAAAUUGAUGAGCUCAUGAAACAAAUCUACGCAGCUCAUGUCUCAGCUCAGAGUGCAUUCACCCUACCUGACCUGGCAGCUGCUUUGAAGCAAAUCCAAGCCCAGUAUGACGACAUUGCAGCCAAAAAUCUCCAGGAGAUGGAUUCAUGGUAUAAAAACAAGUUUGAAGAUCUGACCAGUAAGACAUCAAGGCACGUGGAUAGGGUUCGAGGCAUUCGGGAUGAAAUAGCAGGCGCCAAAAAGGAUAUCCAAAGCAAAGAUCGUGAGUUGGAUGCCUUGAGGAGCAGGAAUGAAGCUCUUGAGGCCAAGAUCCGAGAGGCACAAGAGAGGUACAAGAAGGAACUGGAAGACCUGCAGGCCCAGAUUGAGGCCCUGCAGCUUGAGCUGAAAUCCACUAAGGAAAAAAUUGCGCUGCACCUGCGUGAGUACCAGGAGCUCCUGAAUAUCAAGAUGGCUCUGGAGAUUGAGAUUACAACAUACAGAAAACUAAUUGAGGGAGAGGAUCUGCGGCUCUCUGGCAUGAUGCAAACCCUGUCUCUUGCCAGCUGUAGCAUGAGCGCCAUUGGUGGUGGGAUGAGCUCCAGUGGAGGAGGAAUGGGUGGGGUUGGUGGUGUUGGUGGCAUGGGUGGCGGAAUGAUGGAAGGUAGUGGUGGAGGUGUUGGAGGCAUGGGGAGUGGAGUAGGAAUGGGGGGGUUCUCAGGUGCAGGAGGCAUGGGCACAGGUUCAGGCAAUCUUGCUGGAGGAAUGGGUAGAAGAAUGGGUGCUGGAGGUCCUGAUGACAAGACGGGUCCUACUGGUAGGGCAGGAGGGGCAGACAUUGGUGGUAGUCAUAGAUUUGGAGCUGGGGGUGUAGGUGUAGGAGCUGGCACAGGGGGUGUGGGUACUGGUGGAGGAGUGGGUGCUGGAGGAAUGAGUGGUGUGGGUGCUGGGGCUGGAGGAGUGGGCACUGGGGCUGGAGGUGUAGGCACUGGUGCUGGAGGAGUGGGCGCUGGGGCUGGAGGUGUGGGUGUUGGUGGAACUUUGGGAUUUGGCGCCGGAGGCAUGGGUGACAGUGGCGUGGGUGGUGUUGGAAUGGGUGUAGGUAGUGGUGCUGCAAGUUCAGCUGGCAUAGGUGGCACUGGUACAGGGUUCAGUGGAGAAAUUGGUGGUGUUGGUGGAGGAACGGGUGGUGGAAUUGGUGGAGGUAUAGAUGGGGAUGGAGGUAAAGAUCGUGGAAUGGGUCAUGCUGGAAUAGGCAGUGGAGGAACUGAGGGUGUGGGUGGAGAUGUUGCACUUUCAGGCAUUGGCGGAAAGGGGAAGAUUGGUGGAGGAAUGGGUGGCACUAUCGGUACCGGGAUGGGAUAUGGAUCCAAUGGAUAUGACGACAACAAUGAGCCCUAUGCAGAGCAGGCUGUGGAGCUGACGGAGAGGAGGACGGUGCUCAUUAGAACAGUUAGAAAUGAGGACGAUGAUGUGGUGGAGAUGGACCACCAGGAACAAACCUACACCAUCUCCGGCGCAGCCGAUGACUCUGACGAGGAAUGAGCAGCACAAAUUCCCAAAUGACCUCCUCCCGCCCUUAAACCACCACGCCCCUCUGAGCUUUGCACUGACCAGAGCCCAUGUCUGGGCAUUGACCUUCGCCCUUUGCCCUGGACAAGAAGAC
Messenger RNA from Epinephelus moara (kelp grouper), 2395 nucleotides. RefSeq lists its product as uncharacterized. Lineage: Eukaryota; Metazoa; Chordata; Actinopteri; Perciformes; Serranidae. Bases 1 to 2274 code for a protein of 757 amino acids. The record is from RefSeq and is a predicted model, not a curated record. The transcript has 11 exons. Gene Ontology annotation, biological process: skeletal muscle organ development. Gene Ontology annotation, cellular component: Z disc; sarcolemma; cell-cell junction.